Molecule: messenger RNA, 3006 nt
Organism: Magallana angulata
Lineage: Eukaryota; Metazoa; Mollusca; Bivalvia; Ostreida; Ostreidae
Exons: 12
Coding region: 524-2368 (614 amino acids)
Biological process (GO): proteolysis
Molecular function (GO): serine-type endopeptidase activity
Source: RefSeq, a predicted model, not a curated record
GAAUUGUUUAAACUUUCAUUAGAUCAGUGUAUUCAUUAACACAAUGCGCGUGCUACAAAUUUUAAUUGGACUUUCUUUGCGAACCUUAUAAAAUCGGACGACAGGGAAGAACCUUGUUUGUUCGGAAAGUUCCACUCUGUUUCCUAAUGUUUUGAGGGUAAUCCGGAACAUGUUUUGUUCUUAUUUUCUCCAAAGUCUUCCGCAUUUACGUGCUAGUUAGGAGAGGUUGUUAAUUGGCCAUAAACGGUGUAGGAAAAGAAAUGUACCGAAUCAUCGCUCUUCCCAUAGGAGGCGCUUUCAGUCUUUGACAGUUCCGCUCACAGGGUUAAGAGGAACUUGUGGCAGCUCCCUGCUGCAGCAACCGAGAGAACCUGCUACUGUGCCCGUGAAACAGCGACUGACACUGUGUGAUAAAUAUUACAUGAUAAACACCUAAACCAAAAGCACUUCAGAUGGAUUACAGCGUGGGGAAUAAAAGAAGAAAUUUCACUGCGCUUUGAUCACUUACUUCUGAUAGGCCAACAUGGCCACAAGACUUUUUAUCUAUUGUUGGAAUGUUUUGUCAACCGUUUUUUGGAUUUUAAUGGCGCUCUGUGACUUUUCCUUUUGUUUUCCAUCGAAUAAUGUAGGACAACAGCCAAUUCUAACAGACCACGUGAUGUGUCGCCAACCAUUGGGAAUGACCUACGAUCUGAAUGCACCCUUUGUGAAUUUCACGCUUACGUCGACGGAGGGUAACGCUUCUGAUGCCGGACUGUACGGCCCCGAGACCUGGGCGGCCUCAAAGAUCGGAGACCACACUUACGUUCAAAUAAAUAUGGCGGAACCCGUCAUGGUCACAGGAAUGUUUAUUCAAGGGGACCCUGAAACUGAUCAGUGGGUGUCGUCAUUCCACGUGACGUACAGCGUUGAUUGCAUAACUUAUUAUCCAGUGUUUGACGUCGGCAUAAACCAAAAUUUUGCCGGAAACCUGGACCCUUACUCAGUGGCUGUGAUAGAGUUUCCUAACAUUUUUGUUGCAAGAUGCAUGCGAGUAAUUCCGACCGAACGCCAUCGAAAUGCAUCGGCGCUAAGAAUGGAAGUCAUCGGAUGUUUGGCCAACACGUGCAUAGGCACACAUCCGGUGGACUGGAACGUGGACCCCGUCAAAGACAACAUGGAGGUCAGGUUCCCGUCCGAGAAAAUCAUCACAGCCCUCACCAUUCAGCCCAAUUUCCCCUCCGAUAGCAAGUUUGCUGUGUCCUACAGUCGAUCAUGCGCUGAUUAUCACAAUGUCCAGGAACAGGGUGUUGUCAAGGAGUUUACGUCUAUCAGCAAUGACGCCAUUUUUAUUGAUCUGUCUCAAAAGCCCCUUCGUGCAUCUUGCUUACGUAUCACAGCUCUCGACGCUAAUAUUCGUGACGUCACGGACGUUGAAGUUCAAGUUAAUGGAUGCGGAUUUUAUGAAUAUGAGGCCCCAUUAGAAAGCUGUGGCAGAAAUCGCUAUCAGAGCGUUCGAAGAGAAAAGCGUGUGAUCGGGGGCUAUCACGCCUCCCCCGGGGAGUGGCCUUGGCUUGUAUCUCUCCACUUCAUGCCCUACAACAUAUUCACAAACCUCUCUCGCUUACACCACCUUUGCGGGGCUACACUUAUACAUCCUCAGUGGGUACUGUCUGCUGCACACUGCUUCAGCGAGGAGGUUGGCGAAGGUUUGUCCCUGGCCCGGAACUGGAAGGCCGUGGUCGGCGAACACAAUCAGCUGGGGAUGGACGGAACAGAGCAGGUGUUAAACGUUGUCAGCAUUCACAAACACCGACAGUUCUUUAUCAAAGCGGAUUACCCCAUCCUCCAGGAUAUUGCCUUACUUAAACUGGAGCGACCCGCUGUAUUGUCAGACUACGUCAAUGUUAUCUGUUUGGACGUGGACAACUCCUUUCCCCCCGGGACCCCGUGUGUGGCGGCUGGGUGGGGUCAAAACAAACUUGACGCAGCUAUCAGAGUUGGAACAGGCGUCAAGCUUCCUUUACACGCAGAAAUACCCAUAAUUCACCCGCAGGACUGUGACGAUCGUUACCGACGCCUUCCGGCGGACCACUUCGCCAAGGCCUCGGUGUCGAUACAAGACUCGGUCCUCUGUGCAGCCACAGAGCAAGGCGGAAAAGACUCCUGCUGGGGAGAUUCCGGGGGGCCUCUCGUCUGUCGUCGAGGCGAUCACUGGACACAAGUAGGAAUCGUUUCUAUUGGUUUAGACUGUGGUGACGUCAACUUUCCCGGAAUAUACAGCAAGGUUUCCUUCUACGUCGACUGGAUCACCAAAACUAUUCGGCAGUUCUCGGACAACAACAUUCUUCCUACAUGGCUAGUAGACCAUCGCAACCAUGUGGUCUAAUCGAUUAAAUCAAACAGAACUCAAUAAAAUGCAAAACAAAUCAUGAAAACAAAUGAUUUCGAUUACUAAAGCCAUUUUAUAUAUCGAGUUUAUACAAAUUCUUCGUACAUAUUCUUUUUAUAGUAUUAAAUUCACGUUUUAUGACCAAUACGAAGUUUUUUCUUCCCUUCAUUCUUCAUGAUUUUAUAAAAGGAAGUGUUCGAAUGAUACAUGAUCAAAAGAAGGAAGUGUUCGAUUGAGCAGCAAAUAUGGACUGCAUACAAACGCUAUGGAAGACACAAAAGGAUCGUGAAAUUCCGGUUAAGGUGCUUCAUCUGUGUUGGUUCAAAGCCGGAGGAUCUCUGUAGAUUACAUAUUUUCAUGCUUUAACUUUGUACACAAUAUGGCGGACUACUUGCAUGUUCUACCUCUGUUGUUGACGUUUGUCCCCCUUUAUUUUUCUUUCUUGUCUCACUAUAUAUAACACAGGCCAGACUGGCACGCUUUGAUCGAGCGUCAACCCGAGGCUUGGACACUUGAAUUGUGAUUUUAUUAUUAUUUUCUUCUUUUUUACAACUCUAAUGUGCCUCUAGUCUUAUCAUGUGCCUUACAUGUAUAGCUUACAUGUAAAUAUUUUGAAUUAAAUUAUUUGAUCAGCC